This is a messenger RNA of Gloeophyllum trabeum ATCC 11539, 1758 nucleotides long. RefSeq lists its product as uncharacterized. Lineage: Eukaryota; Fungi; Basidiomycota; Agaricomycetes; Gloeophyllales; Gloeophyllaceae. The transcript is spliced from 3 exons. Bases 79 to 1428 code for a protein of 449 amino acids. The record is from RefSeq and is a predicted model, not a curated record.
CGGCGCGCGACCUCUUCUGGCGUGGUGCUCACUGGAGUCAAUCCUCUAUACAGGCGCUAGUAUCUGGAGAGCGCGAGGAUGACCGCGGUUAAUCCGCCCAACACUGGUAUUCUACCAGGGACUUUGUCCCAUGUUGCUAGUCCUACACUCCCUAUCACCCCCACGACAAUCUCUAUCAGCCUCCCUACGUCCAGUCUCACCUCCGCCUCCACAGCGCCAACCACGACUGCGGUGAUCACCUUGCAUGCUGUUGAAAACAUGACCACUUGCGGCUCAGGGACCGUCACCUGGGACUUCAGCGGAUCCCCUGGAGGCGAUCUCUCAAUUCUGGUUAUGAAUGUCAAUGACACCUCCCAUUCCAGCCAGUACUUGAGUACCAACCUUGAUCCAGCUUCCGAAACUUGGACAUGGUCGAAGGUGAACGUCUCCCAAGGAUGGUAUGAUCUGGAAGCGUACAUAUCGUAUCCGUCCUCCUCUGACCGUGUUUCCGACUUCAAACAAUUCUACAUAUCUAAUGGCACUGACACCUCGUGCCUACUGGGAUCCUCGGGAUCAAAUCCCGCAAGUACCCCUUCCACGUCUUCGACCGCUCUGCCCGUUUCUGGUCUGCCGCCGUCGCGCCACACCAACGUUGGAGCCAUCGUCGGCGGCGUCCUGGGGGGCCUGGCAGGCCUUUUCUUCCUCCUCGCAGCUUUCCUUUUCUUCCGAACUGGCAGGCCUUCGCGCACCCGCGCCCGCAGCCUGUCGGCUGGCAUAGGUCCUGCAGGUGGCUGGGGUGGCCUCAACUCCGGCGACGAUGGCCGUGGCCGCACGAAAGCCCAACACCUCCCGAAUGAGUCGGUUGCCACAGUCGCGCCGCGCUACUCGCCCGCCGUGUCCGAGUCCGAGCUUAACUCUGUGGAACACGAGAAAAUGGCCGCGGCGCGUGGGUUCGACCCCGUCACCGCGCAGGCGCUGGGGUACAACGUCAAGCGCUCGUCGACGACGUCCUCGCUCGCGAGCACGGUGCUCAGCUCCCGCCCGCCUUCGACCUCUGCGCACCCUCCGGGGAUUGCCAAGCGCAACAGCCAAAGCAGGCGGUCCCUCGAGGCCGGGUCCCCGCGCCGCGUCCCGGUCCCGCCCAUCUCGUACAUGCCUCCGUCCCAUGUACAAGACCAGUAUCCCUACCCACCGUCGCCGCAGAGCCAGAGCCCGGAGCCUGUUGCGCUGUCUCGCUCGGCGUCCACGGGAAAUCGCCGCACGCCCCGCAAGCCCGUGCCCAAGUACGACGCUGCAGAGUUCACGGACGCUGAGAACGAGGUGCCUACGGCUCCGUCCAGCACGCAGCACCAGAACAUCGGCCUGCCAGAGCUCAACCACAAGUCUAGUUUCGGAGAGAAGAAGAUGCAUUAUAUAUUGCCCGAUAUGCCUCCGUCUGCUGCUGAGUAGACACGGGACGAUUAUGUGUCCUCUAAUAUGUGGAUGUUUCAUAUACUGACCUUGGAAAUUCACUUCACAGCCUACGUGCCUGUUUAUGCCUAUCCCUUCCUACGAACUGCACAUGUCUCCCUUGUUCCGGACUAUUCCUAAUGCCGAUCCUACAUCCUUCCCUGAUGGCUUUAACGCUGACUUUUCGUUCUUCUUCCCCCGGGGGUUUCGAUCUAGCUUAUGACUCACGAAUGUUGUGCUUUGUUUCACUACCGUAACCCUGUACGCCUACUACUUGUACUCACUCCGUCCAUCUCUGUCCAAACCUUGUCGCGCUUGCACUACUCGGUC